Molecule: messenger RNA, 4816 nt
Organism: Aethina tumida (small hive beetle)
Lineage: Eukaryota; Metazoa; Arthropoda; Insecta; Coleoptera; Nitidulidae
Gene: Xpc
Product: DNA repair protein complementing XP-C cells homolog
Exons: 9
Coding region: 101-4669 (1522 amino acids)
Biological process (GO): nucleotide-excision repair; mismatch repair
Cellular component (GO): XPC complex; cytoplasm; nucleus
Molecular function (GO): single-stranded DNA binding; damaged DNA binding
Source: RefSeq, a predicted model, not a curated record
UUGAAUUGUUUUUAUACAACACAAAAACAAGCGUGUAUCUACAUUUGUUAAGUUAGUUUUCAUAGUCGUACAUCCUAAGUAAAGAAUUAAGUAAGUUACAAUGCGUCGUUCCACAAGAAAAAGUCGACCGGCCAUAGUUGAAAGUAAUUCAGACGAUGAAGAUAACGAACCAUUGGCGAAAAAACCAAAGACCCCUUCACCGCCAAAGAACAAAACUCCAGCGGACGCCGAUGAUUCAUCUAGCGAGAGCGACAUUGAAAAUUAUCUCCAACCCGCCGACAAAAUCAACCUGAACUCCACCUUCUUUAAUCUACCGGCGAAAAACCCACAAUCUUUUGAAAAAAUCGAAAAAAAAAUGUUCGACGGCGUGACCAGACUGAGCGAUUCAUCUAGUUCGGAUGAAGAGAUGGAAAAUCCCGUGUCUAAACUCGAAGAAGUGCCCGCUGCCGUACCUGUGUUCCAGUCUGAAGAUAAUACGUCCGAACCGAUGACUUUCCAUCAAAUGGAAACUUUCACGAGACAAAUGGAAGAAGCCAAGAAGCAAAUUGCCUUGUAUGAAGCGAAGAAGAAAAAGAAGGAGGAGAAUCUGGACAUAUCCAAGCUGUUGAAAGUCGGAGAAAACGUACAUAAGGACAAUUCGUUGGACAAUCUCGAUUUGAGAUCCAGCGAUUUCGAAACUUGCGAGUCCGACAGCGACUGGGAGGAAAUAAAAGUGGCCAGCCAGGAAAGUCCUGUAGAAAAUGAGUCUAUUCGUAAAGAAGGUUUGCAAAUCGUUGUUGAAAUGCCUGAUGCAGUCCGUAAAAAGAAGGGAGUGGACCUUGUAAUGGCAAUGAAGAGACGUUUGAAUAGGAUGAGAAAGGAGAACCAAGUUUAUGUGCACAAGGUUCAUGUGUUAUGCUGGUUGGGUCAUGGAAACUACGUAAAUUCUUGUAUUAAUCAGCCAGAAACUCUGGCAAUGGCUUUGUCAUUAUUGCCAUCAGAAAAUGCUUACCCUUCAGGUCAGGUUGACUUAAAGUACAUAGGACAAAUAUUGAAAUGGUACAGAGGCAUGAUGAAAAUAAAUGAAAAAAAAAGUAAUGAUUUGCCUUUAGACAAAGAAUUACAGAAACAAAUAAGCGACCGUGAAGUAAGUAACGAGGCAAUCUUAUGUUACGUAUUUGUAGCUAUUCUCCGGUCUCUAGGCAUUCAGUGUAGGUUAGUAUUGUCUUUACAAGUUGAACCAUUAAAGCCUCCAACAAGUGAGCUACAUUCAUUAAGUACCAAGGAUGAACAGAAAGUGGCUAAUCCAAAGGUAACAGGUUCUAAAACAGCAGAAAAUACCUCCACAUCAAAAAUCGUGUCUGAAGCUGUUGCUAAAAAAGAUGCAAAACAGAAAAAAGUUCCAAAAAGUAAUAUUAAAGUUAACGAAAAGAAUAUAAGUGAUAAAGGAGUUGAUCAAAAUGCAAACAAAAAUGUUGAAGACAAAGUUACUGUUAAACGAAGCGCUCGUGGUAAAGAUAAAACGAUGGAUAAGGUGGAUCAACAACAAUCCGCAGAAGGAAAUGUGAAGAAGGAAAGAAAAACCAAAAGUAAAGAAGAAUCUCUUAAAAAACCUACUAAAACAAUUGAAGGUUCAACAUUGAAAAAAACUGUUGAAGAUAAAAAAUUGGAGGAAACUAAGGACAAUCAAACAUCCACAAAACAAGCCACAUCAAAUCAAAGGAAAUCUAGAGGUGGCGGUAGAAAAUCUAUGGAAACCAAUGAUAAUCAAACUGAAGAAAAAAAUAAAACUGAAUUAAAAGACAAUUCAGAUGAAAUUGAAGUUGUGAGGAAAACCAGAAAUCGAAGCUCAAAAACUAAUGAACAGAAAGUUGAUGAUGAUAAAAAGGUUCCUAGAAAAACGAAAACAAAAAAGGAAGGCGAUCAUGAUAAAGCGUCUGGUCCUUCUAAUACUGACUCCAAUAAUCUUAAAAAAGUGACUAAGAAAAACGCCAAAAAAGAACAAACAGAGCAUGUUGUCAAUAAAAAAGCAGUUAUUCCCCAAUUAGAUGGAAAUGAUGAUAAAUAUCCAACCACUAGACAACGAAAAAAUAACAUUUCUCGUAAAAUGGCUGUGAAAAAUUUCCAUACAUUGUCAAAUGAUUUGGUGGAGAUAUCCCCAAAACUCGUUAAGAUCGAAUAUGAAUUAAAAGGAGACAAAAAUAACGAGCACGAUCGCACACCUGGCCAUAUUAGCAAAAAAAUGUUGUUGGAAAAUAAUUUCAAUAUUCAAGAAAAUUUAAAGAAAAAUAUUGUUAUACCGAAGUCUCCUUAUCAAAAUAACGGAAAACGGAAUAUUGAAAAUUACAUAUUGAAGGAUGUUACUAUCAAAUUAGAACAGACAAUAAUAAAAACAGAUGAUAUUAGAUCUAAUAAACAGUCAUCACCAAAAUCGCCUAAAAAAGUACAGAAACCUCUUACAGUAAAUAAUAAAAGUCCAGAAAAACGUGAAACCAACACUUCUAGAAGCAAAAUAAAGAGACUAUCUGAUAUUAAUCAUAGUAUAGAACAACAAUCCAAUAGUACAUCUAAAUCAACUAUUAAGUUGCAAGAUGCAGAAAAUAACAAAUCAAAACAGAGAAGUGAAAAAAUUCAAUUGCCAAAUACUGUUUCAAACAGUUUAUCAAGUGUCCAUUCACCUAGAAAAUUGAAGGAAAUACAUACUAAGCUGGGCACUAAAAAGCAGUUGUGUGUCAAGUUAGAGAAGUGUGAUUUAAAAAACACCGGGCUAACGCGACCAGCAAAAAAUAUUCUGUCAUCUAUUGGUAAGAAAAAAGGCAAAAAUAAGAAAACAAUAAUUAAGGUAAAAUGGAGGUGGCCAAAUCGUGUCAGAAAGAACAUCCCCCAAGUAGAUGGUUUAUGGGAUUCCAGUUCCUGUAGUGAAGUACCUGAUCUGUCAGAUAGUGAGGAUGAAGUUGAAGUCACUGAUGAAGAAUUUGUCAAUGAAAUUGUGAGCAGUGUAAUUGAGAACGCCAUUCCACAAUUGGACGGCGCCAAUGAUAAAACAGGAAAAAAAUCCAGUUCCAAGUUAAAUUUAAGUAAGUUGAAAAAAGUUGAGAAGAAGACCAGUUCACCAAGAAAUCCUCCCAAACAAUUGAAAAUUGAUCUUUCAAAUGCUGAGGCUCACAAUUCAGAUGAUGAUUUUUCUCCUAAAAACUCUGCUUUAAAAAAAAACAUUGUUCAUACCCGUAAAGUAAACCUCAAUAAGCUUUCCAAAAAUAACAAUAUUGGAAGUCCUGAAAAAUUAGAUCAACAGUCUGCAAGUACAUCAUCCCAGCAAAGCAAAUAUUAUUCAUCUGUUCAGAAGGACAUAAUAUCACUUGUAAAGGGAAGAAUGGCUGAACAAAAAAUUUUAGAUAAAUCGAAAUUAGUAAAGAGAGCGAAAAAUAAAAAUGAAUCUGAUUCUGAUUCUGAUUAUGCUCCCGAACCCAUCAAGAAGAAGCGUCGCGAUAGUGAAGAUCACUUUUCACCAAAAGUAAAGGUCAAAAGACGAGUGCAGGUCACUAAGAACUCGCCAGGAAGUAGGGGACAAGAACCUGAUGAUAAAAGUAAACAGAAAAAAAAGGGUAAUGAUGUUUGGUGUGAAGUAUACUGUGAAAGUGAACAAAAAUGGAUAAGUGUUGAUGUUAUUUUUGGAAAAGUAGACUGUGUUAACGAAAUUUAUUCAAGAGCAACGCAUCCGAUAACUUAUAUAGUGGGAUGGAACAAUAAUGAAACAAUUAAAGAUGUUACAGCGAGAUAUUGUUCCAAAAACUUUAACACUGUGACUAGGAAGCUUAGAGCUGACCCUGUGUGGUUGCAACGGGCAAUUAGACCUUUUGAAGGUCCUCAAAGUGUCAGGGACAUAAAGGAGGAGGAAGAAUUGAAAAUAGCUCAACUGGAACAGCCUUUGCCUAAAGUUAUAUCAGAGUACAAAAAUCAUCCACUCUAUGUGUUACAAAGACAUUUACUUAAAUUUGAAGCAAUAUAUCCACCAGAUGCUCCAACUCUUGGAUUUGUUAGAGGAGAACCAGUUUAUUCAAGGAACUGUGUAUAUACUUUGCAUUCCAGAGAUAUUUGGUUAAAACAAGCUAAAGUCGUCCGACUUGGCGAAAAACCGUACAAAAUUGUUAAGGCUCGUCCAAAAUAUGAUAAGUUGUCUAAUAAAGUAAUAACUGAUCAACUAUUGGAAGUCUUUGGUGAAUGGCAAGUUCAAGAUUAUGAACCCCCUACUGCAGAAAAUGGUAUUGUGCCAAGAAAUGCGUUCGGCAAUGUUGAUCUCUUCAAGCCUGAAAUGCUGCCUAAGAAAACUGUUCAUAUGAAUCUUCCAGGGCUAAAUAAGAUUGCAAAGAAACUGAAUAUUGACUGUGCUCCAGCCAUAGUCGGUUUCGACUUUCAUGGAGGUUGGAGUCAUCCCGUUUACGAAGGGUUUGUUGUGUGCCAAGAAUUUGAGAAACAAUUGUUUGAUGCCUGGGAAAAAGAACAAGAAGAGCAGGAUCGCAAAGACGAAGAAAAAAUUGAAAAGCGUGUCUAUGGAAAUUGGAAGCGACUUAUUAAAGGUCUUUUAAUUCGUGAAAGACUUAAGGCUAGAUACGAUUUCGGUUCGUCUAAGGAACCAGACCCACCAAAGAAAAAUGCAAAAUGUGUUACAUUUUGUACUAAAAGAAAGUAAAUAUUGUAAAAACAUUGUACAGUGUAUUUUGUAGUGAUAUUUUCGAAUAUUAUUAUUGAACGAUUCUCAGGUUAACUUACAUUGUAAAUUACCAUACUUUUAUUUUAUACUUGUAUUCAUAUUUAUUAUUAAAACUCUUAUUCUCGA